Messenger RNA from Sipha flava (yellow sugarcane aphid), 2851 nucleotides. RefSeq names its product DENN domain-containing protein 1B-like. Gene Ontology annotation, biological process: endocytic recycling; endocytosis. NCBI's taxonomy places the organism in Eukaryota, Metazoa, Arthropoda, Insecta, Hemiptera, Aphididae. Gene Ontology annotation, cellular component: cytosol; intracellular membrane-bounded organelle. The transcript has 14 exons. Bases 324 to 2411 code for a protein of 695 amino acids. Gene Ontology annotation, molecular function: guanyl-nucleotide exchange factor activity; phosphatidylinositol phosphate binding. The record is from RefSeq and is a predicted model, not a curated record.
AAAAUAUGAAUUAGUGUGGAGUAACUUAGUGGAAAACGGAAAUAAUUGGGGGGAGGAUACUGUCGACAGAUUAGAUUAGAUAGGUGUGUUAUCUGUCAUCUGUGGUUUAAAAUGUAACUUAAAACUUUCGAGAUUCUAAAUGUUUUGUUUUACCUGGUAAUAAAAAAGCCAGGAAAAGUGAAAUCAAUGUAGCCGUAAAGUUUUUCAAUUGUUGAGCAUUGAAGACGUGUGCCUUAUGUAUUCCUAAAAGUUACAUUUUUUUCGCCAACACCAUUUAAUUUAUAUACAAUUUAUAUUUGUCAAAUAUUAACAGCUUUGAUGGAAUGGGGUCACGGAUAAAGAAUGAUGUAACUCAUUUAUUUGAGUGUUUUUGUGAAGUUGCUGGCCCUAGUAAAGAAAAUACUUCUCCGUGGAUUCUCCAAAAGUUUCCAGAACAUUAUAGACAGGAUGAAAUGCUUAGUACUCUACCUGAUUUUGCAUAUCCUUGUGAAUUUGAUAAAACCGUAAUUCAGCAUUAUUCAUUUGUGUUAACUAAUAUUGACUCAAAAUGGACAUUUGGAUUUUGUAGGCAUGAUCCUAAAUCUGAAACUGCUUUAGUUGUUCUCAGUUACCUUCCUUGGCAUGAGUCUUUUUAUAAGUUCUUAAAUUGUAUAUCAAAUCUUACAAAUAGUAAUAAGUCUAAAGAUUUAUGGCCAUUUUUGGAGUCUGUGUACAACAGUAAGCUACCAAUCAAAGGAUGUGAUUUAAAAAUUAACAAUGAUAAUGGAGAAGAAUUAUUUGUUUGUCAGUCCCCUAUUCAAUUCCAGUUACCAAGCAUUCCAGAGAAUAGAAAUCUGACUGAGUAUUACAAUGCAGUUGAUAGUCAAAAUAUGAUUAUUAUCUUUGCUUCCAUGUUAUUUGAACGUCGAAUUAUCUUUACUUCAAAAAAAUUAUACCGGUUGAGUGCCUGUGUUCAAUCUGCUAAUGCGAUUCUAUAUCCAAUGAACUGGCAACAUAUAUUUAUUCCGGUAUUACCUCAGUCACUUAUUGAUUACUUAUUAGCACCAAUGCCUUAUUUGAUUGGCUUACCUUACUCUUUAUUCCAAAACCUGCAACGUAAUGACUUAGGAGAAGUUGUAAUUUUGGAUGCAGACAAAAAUACUAUUGAAACACCAUUUAAUGAUUUGGAAAAUCUUCCUACCGAUGUUGUAUCCAUUUUAAAGCGGCUAUUACGUAAUAAAGGCACUGUGUUAGGAGAUGGUGUUUCAAGAGCUUUUUUGCGAGCUCUUGUCCUGUUGAUUGGUGGCUAUAGAGAUGCAUUAAAGUUUCAUCAAGGAGAACGUAUAACAUUUAAUAAAGAUGCAUUUAUAGAGUCUAGAUCAUCAAACAUGCAACCAUUUUUAAAAAAAAUGUUGGAAUUACAGAUUUUUCAACAGUUUAUAGAGGAACGAUUAGAAAUGUUAAAUGCAGGGCUUGGUUUUUCUGAUGAAUUUGAAAUGGAAGUAUGUAACUAUCAUGAAAAGUCUAGUAAUAGGUUAAAGCAACAAUACAAAGAAUGGACAUUCACUGUGAAACGUGAAGGAACUGCAUUCUUUAAAACUGUUAAAAAUGUGACUAAUCCUGCAGUACGAAAUGCUGUAAAAACUGUUAAAGAACGGGGUAGAGAUGUACGGUCAGCUUAUAAAGACUUUCGAUCAAAACUCCAUGUUCAGAAUAAAAAUCCUCGAACUAAAAUUAGUACUCAACCUAAUUCUGCCCCAAGCUCUCCUUCUGUGCAGAGGAGAUCAUCGAGGCCAUAUACAACUGCUUUCACUACUGCAUCUGCUAGCUAUCGUAAAGAAACUUCAAAUGGUAUACAAAAGUUAACUAAUGCACAAAAUUUACUGAAAGAAGUUUCAUGUUCUCCACCACCUCAGCUCAACAUGGAUUUAAUGGAGGAUUUAAAAGAUGUUUUAUUUAGAAAUUUUCCUAGAAAUAAUACGCCUAAUUCUCUAUUGAACUUUGAUACAGCUAGUACUGACCAUGACUGGCAAGAUUCUGUCAGUUCUAACUUCAUGACAGAUGAUGACAUUUUUAAUACAUCAUUUGGGUCAGCACCGGCUGAAUGUCCAAUGGAAACUAAAGAUCUGAUCCGAUUAGAUUCAACGUCAAGUAUUGAUGAUUUUGAUCCUUUGAAAAGUCCAGUUAACAAUAAUGGCUUGAUACCAGGAGUAGGUCUUACUAAUCCAUUGUAUCAUUAUUUUGUUCCAUUAAACAAAACUCAAUCAGAAACUAAAAAUAAUAAUGAUUUGCUUAACGAAUAUGGCUUGAAUUUUGAUUCAUUGAGUCUUACGGAACAACCAGGUCCAUCCAUGUCCCCAAAUCAACCUUCUGGACCACCAUUACCUCCAAAACCAGCCAACUUCAAAUCAAAUUGGACGAAAUUUGAAUGAUACUCUCUUCAGAUUUAGGGUUCAAAUAUGUAUAUAUAUAUGUAUAUAUAAAUUAAAAAUAGGAGUCCUUAUGCCUGGACUCUAUUUGAUGUUUGUGCAAUCAAAUAUAGUGGUCGCCGCUUAUUAGACUCAAAACGACUGUUCCCGAUUUGCAUCUAUACUAACACACAGCGAAAAAUUCGUCUAUUAGACUCACACAUCGGUUAAUGGGGUCAUUUUAAAUUAGAUAAAUAAAUAUAAUAUUGUACAUACGUCCAAUGUACAAGUAAUCAUGCUAUAAAUGCAUAUAGGUGAUUAUGAAGUUGACCGAAGAAGGUUAGGUUAGUUAAAUCUAAUCAACUUUGGAUGGAUUCUAUUGAAAAUGUAACUAUGUAUGUAAUUCGUUAUUUUAUUACCGUAUUUUAUUACAUUAUUUUUAAUCAAACAAAAUAUUUUCUAUU